ACUCCUCCUCAUCCUCAUCCAGAUAGCGGACCAGGCCGCCACACAAUCAGUCUCAUCCGUCCGUCGCGCGCUGAGGACUGCUUUUCUCCUGGUUCCGGAUCAUCGGUGUCUAGGUGGAGUUCCGCUCUGAGGGCAGCCUCUGGUUCUCUGUCACUGUCUCUGUUCGCUGUCAGACACUGUUUAGUCAUGGCGGCCUCCUUGAUCAGCCGUCAGCUUGCUCUUUCCCUGCAGAAGAACUUGUGGCUCAGUCCUGCAGGCUGCAGGUACGUCAGUAAGGCAGCAACAAAGACCCAAGUGGACUAUGACUAUGAUGGACCAUCCAUGAAAACUACAGUUCCUGGACCACGAUCACAAGAGCUGACCAAACAACUGGGAGACAUCCAGAAUGUCGGUGCCAUCCACUUCUUCUGUAACUAUGAUGAGAGCAGAGGGAACUACCUGGUGGAUGUGGACGGCAACCGCAUGUUGGACAUCUACACUCAGAUCUCCUCCAUCCCCAUUGGAUACAACCACCCUGCUCUCCUCAAGAUGAUGACCAAUCCUAACAACAUGAGUGCGUUUGUGAACCGACCUGCUCUUGGAAUCCUGCCGCCCGAGAAUUUUCCAGAAAAAAUUGCAGAAAGUCUUCUUUCAGUGGCCCCCAUUGGAAUGACUCGUGUUCAGACAAUGGCCUGCGGCUCCUGCUCCAAUGAGAAUGCCUUCAAAGCCAUGUUCAUAUGGUACAAGAACAAGGAGCGAGGAUACAGCUCACCAUCUGAAGAAGACAUGAGCAGCUGCAUGAUAAACCAGACCCCAGGAUGUCCAGAACUCAGUAUCUUAUCUUUCAUGGGAGGUUUCCAUGGAAGGACGAUGGGUUGCUUAGCAACAACACACUCCAAGGUCAUACACAAACUGGAUGUGCCGUCAUUUGAUUGGCCAAUCGCUCCAUUCCCCAGACUACAGUACCCUCUGGAGGAGUUCACCCGGGAGAACGCCCAGGAGGAGGCUCGUUGCCUGGAGGAGGUGGAGGACCUGAUCGUGAAGUGGAGGCAGAGGGGCAAACCUGUGGCAGGAAUCGUUAUUGAACCGAUCCAGUCUGAAGGAGGAGACAACCACGCCUCCCCAGACUUCUUCAUGAAACUCCGCAACAUCGCACGCAAGCACGGCUGUGCUUUCCACGUGGACGAGGUCCAGACUGGUGGGGGAGGAACAGGAAAGUUCUGGGCCCAUGAGCACUGGGGGAUGGAGGACCCGGCGGACGUUGUCUCCUUCAGUAAAAAGCUUCUGACCGGCGGCUUCUUCCACAAGGACGAGCUGCAGGCAGACAAGCCGUACCGGAUCUUUAACACCUGGAUGGGCGACCCAUCUAAGAACUUGUUCCUGGCUGAGGUUCUCAACGUGAUCCGCAGGGAGAACCUUCUGGAGGAGGUGAACCGGUCUGGGAAAGCUUUGCUGAACGGCCUCUAUGAGCUGCAGGCUCAGUACCCUGGCUUACUGAGUCGAGCCCGAGGACAGGGAACCUUCUGUGCCAUCGACGCCUGCGACGCUGCGACCCGCGACCGGCUCGUGCAGCAGGCCCGAGACAAAGGCGUGCUCCUGGGAGGAUGUGGAGACCGGUCCAUCCGUUUCCGUCCAGCACUGGUCUUCAAGGAGUACCACGUCCACAUCUUCCUCAACAUCUUUAACGACGUGCUGGCCCAGAACAAAUAAAUUCUGAUCCUGAAGCCAACUGAUGCUCAGCCCAGAGUGGAGGGGGGAAGAUAAGCACAAAGUACAUGUACAUGUUAGUACAGCCCACAGAAUUUCUGUCUCCAGCUCCAGUGAGGUGACAACUGUCUCAUGAAGAUGAUCCCAGUUAACCAAUCAGAGCCGGAGCCAGCAGCUUAUUUUUCUAUAUUUAGCUGAAUGUUUCUGUAAUCUAACUCUGUAGACCGAUCAGCCCUGGACCUCCACCCCAGUCCAGAUUCUCAACCAGGAGCAUCUCCACCAUGUAGCACUUUCUAAUCCAGCCUGGGUCAUUGUUCUGAUGUGUUCUUGUAUUAAAUCACAGCAAACCAUGUAAAUCUGCCCAUGCCUCCAUUUUCUGUGUCAGUUGUCUGGUCCUGGCACAGAAACAUGACGCCGACGGUUUCCGGCUGGAAAAGUGGCUUUCAAUGUGCACAACGCCCGGUUCUGGUGCUCGUAGACCAGCAUCAUGUCAUGGUCCUGGAUCCGGUCUGUGUAAAAGAGUAAAACUGAGCUGCUGGCUUGCAUGCCAUGUAACCGUCUGCGUACUGAGAAUGUCUUGUGCUGAUCCUCAUCAGAAUGAUUCAGCCUGUAAAAUGGACCGUGAUAAUGUGAUAGAGUAUUUAGUGCCUGCAUGAUCUUCAUUUCCCUCUAGUGGCAGCAGUCGAAGCAGCUGAAGGUAACCUGAACUCAGAUUUUACAUUCAUCCUUUCAAUUCCAGCUCAUGAGCUCUAAAUCCUGAAUCCCAUUCUGAUUUAAGGUGAACACCAGAGACAAAAACACGGCUACGAGCUGCUGGUUGUAAAUAUGAUCUGCAUGUUCCCCACAGGGUUCCUCCUGCUGUGCAUGCAUGUUAGCCUCCCAGGUGAAUCUAAACAGGUAAGAUGAAAAUUAAACAGGUUUUAAUUAUCCUGCAUGGCUGCUGAGUCAGCAGUGAGUAAUAACUAGCAGGCAGAAGUCCGGCUUUCUGCUAACCGAGUUUUAAACUUCAGCUCACAUCGAUGGUGAAGGUGUUUCUUCCUCACCUGAGAAUGUUCCAGACUUUUUACCGACUCCUGGCGUAGAGCAGAGAAAAGCACACAUCUAUCAUACAGGGUCUCACACAGGUUUCAGUUUCCACGGUGAUUUAAAACUCGCUCAAACUGGUUCUGUCCAACACAGACGAUCAGCUGUCUGGGAAUGUUUGCUGGAGCUUUGAGGGAAGAGUCAGGAAUGUUGACAUGUUCAUGAAUCCGUCUUCAUUUCUAAAUGUUAACCUUAUAAUCAAAUAAGUCAUCUUUUUUUACAUUCCUACAGAAGAUAGAAACAUUAAUGUGAUUUAUUAAACAUAUUUAACAGGGUGACUUUGUGCCAUGUGAGAGGCUGAUGGGUGAUGAGGAUGAUGAUGAUGAUGAUGAUGACAGUGCCUGUCUUUGUGUUGUCAGUCAGAUCUGUGAUAAUAUCCUUUCAGAAGAUCUCACAUUACCUGCACUUGUGAAACAAUAAUUGAUGUAAUUUAUUUAAAUGACUGUUAUCUAUAAACACUGUCCGUGUACUGUGAAGAAUAAAUCAAGUUCGUGUAACAGCA
Messenger RNA from Melanotaenia boesemani (Boeseman's rainbowfish), 3271 nucleotides. RefSeq names its product 4-aminobutyrate aminotransferase (gene abat). Bases 187 to 1689 code for a protein of 500 amino acids. Gene Ontology annotation, cellular component: mitochondrion. The transcript has 16 exons. The record is from RefSeq and is a predicted model, not a curated record. Gene Ontology annotation, biological process: GABA catabolic process. Gene Ontology annotation, molecular function: pyridoxal phosphate binding. NCBI's taxonomy places the organism in Eukaryota, Metazoa, Chordata, Actinopteri, Atheriniformes, Melanotaeniidae.